Messenger RNA from Suillus subalutaceus, 2024 nucleotides. RefSeq lists its product as uncharacterized. NCBI's taxonomy places the organism in Eukaryota, Fungi, Basidiomycota, Agaricomycetes, Boletales, Suillaceae. The coding region runs from base 220 to 1809 and encodes 529 amino acids. The transcript has a single exon. The record is from RefSeq and is a predicted model, not a curated record.
GAGCUCCAUAACGCCCUCGCAAGCCCUUUUUGUUGGCUGGUCAUAUAUUGCAAAUCUACUCUGUAUUGAAUCUGACUAGGCGUACCCUUUCCUUCAAAUUAACCCGAACCAGAUCCAAUUGUCAGCGUUUGUUGCUUUCAUUCAGCUGCUGAAUGCUGCUUAGACCAUAUAACAGGCUAGCUAACCCAUCGCCAAAUCGUUGUUUAUCAAAGACGGUUCAUGGCAAGCCCCACCAGCCGAACUCCCCCCACCAGUGAAAACCCUUCUACUCAACCCCAAUCUCGGCCACGAGAUUGGCGCGGUGGAGAGGCAGGAUCUACUUUUCGCGCUUUGGGGCGGGGCAGAGGUACUCGUGGUGGUGGUCGCCCUCCAAACAGCCCAGUAAUCAGAGGUAGCAGCAAGCUUUCACACACGGAACACUCGGAGAACCACGGUCCCCUCCCAGACGUGUCAAGGCCCAAGGCUGAGCCUUCACCAGCUCGUAAGGGUCCAUCCCAGUCGGAAGCUACUAGUACAACUUCGGAAAAACCUGCUGCUAGUCCAGCUGACCGUGCCCCAAAGCCAAAAACGCCAAUUCGCCGUGCUUCUCGCGGUGUUCCAGUUGUAACCGUAGCUCCAGCUUCUCCGACUCCAGAUUCUGUACAAAACGUGCCUUCUGCAUCGGGUCGUCGUGAUGCUAACCGGCGUCGACGCACCAACACCAAUCAGCAUGGCAAGCCUCCCCUAAACGGUGCUACUAAGCCAAGUAUACCAUCGUCCACUUCACUACGUCCACAGAAGCCAAGGGUAGCAUCUACUACUUCAUCUUCUAUCGCACCACGUAAAGAUAUCCCUCCCCAUCUGGCAGCCGCACACGAGGCUGAAAUUCGUCACGAUAUUGACGCAUUGGUCGAACGUGUCAGGGCAGUUGCAAUGGCUGAAAAUAGGCCUUCGACCCCUGGAAGCCAUAUCGAUUGGGCUGGUGAAGAGGAUGACUCGUUGCCUGACCUUGAUGAUUGGGGCGUUACGACGACUCGGAUCAAUACCAGCGUAGAUGAAAGAAGGGAUGAGAUAUCACCCAUAUUGGCAGAUGCACUUAAGCCGCUGCCGGAACCUCAGACGGAAGGAGAUGAUGCUGAGGAUAAGGAAGAGGAGCAUCACAUGGAACCUUUAGACAAUGAUGUUGAUGGCGAAAUAACCAAGAACUCGUCGGAUUCCUCACCCCUAUCCAAUACACCUGAUACCUUUAUUACGGCCACCGCAGAUGCGCAUGACUCUCCCGCCGCCGCUGUUGUCGCGCCUGAAACUAUCACGCAUGCUGAUACGCCUUCGCCUCACCCGUCGCUGACUCCCAAGCCGGUCGCUGCAAGGGACAGCCCGCGUGCAAGCCCUGCACACUCCAACUUGACAUCCAAAUCAACGUUGACCGUAGGUAGUGAAGAGCCACCUGCAACCAAGGCGGAAGGCCUUUCACAGUCUAUCCACGCUCCCUCCCUUACCGAGGCAGAAGCACUAGAAAAGACUCCCAGCUCUUCUUCCAGAGACCACGGUCUCGCUGGAUCUAUCCAUGCGCCUAAAGGCCUCCCGGAAUCCCAUUCCGCUCCAUCGUUGCUGAGCUCGGGCGCCCCGUCUCCUGCGCACGCAUAUAGUCCCUCGCAUGGUCGAUCAAAGACUGAAGGCCGCCCUGCCUUUCCACAUCCACGUACGGCGGCGAUAAAUCAGCGAGCCAUUCGUUCUGGUACAUCUUCGCCGUUAGGCCCGCUUGUCCACGCGCAUGCGCGGGAACCACUCGACACCUCCUGGAGGGGCGGGGCAACGUGCCCCACAUAGUGUUCGACCGGUCAUCACUGGAGAUGCAUUGUCUCGGCUGGCAAGAACAAUUGGCGGUAUACCAAGCAUUCCCCGUGCCCAAGGUGUCGCCGUCGCAAAAGACUGAAUGCUUCCACUAUUUCCACCCAUUAUAUUACGAAUGCCCCAUCUCUUGCCCUGUUCUAUAUAUAUAUGCUCAUCACUCUCCGGUUUCCUGGUUGCACGUCGACUUUCGU